UCAGGAUUUAAGUGCGUGAAGUUGGCGAAGAAGAAAUAGAAAGAAGGAAACAGAAAAGGAGCAAAUACAAUGCCUAGAGUUGGAUCUGGAGCUGGAGCUGAGGUGGGGACCCCCUUGUUGUUGGACGAAUCGUGGGGGACGUGUUAGAUCCCUUCGACAAUUCAGUUGAAGAUCUGAGAGUGUCCUACGCUAAUAGAGAUAUCUACAAUGGCUGUGAUCUCAGACCCUCCUAUGUUGUCAACCAACCACGAGUUACUAUCGGUGGAGACGACCUCAGGAACUUCUACACCCUCGCCAUGGUGGACGCUGAUGCCCCCAGCCCCAGUGACCCCAAUUUGAGGGAAUAUCUUCAUUGGUUGGUGACUGAUAUUCCGGCAACUACCGGCGCCAGUUUCGGUCAAGAGGUGGUAACAUAUGAAAGUCCACGACCGGUGAUGGGAAUACAUCGGUUUGUGUUUGUGUUGUAUAGACAACUGGGGAGAGACACGGUGUAUGCUCCGGCAUGGCGCCAGAACUUCAAUAACAGACAAUUUUCUCAACUCUACAAUCUCGGGGCUCCCAUCGCAGCCGUCUAUUUCAACUGUCAGAGAGAGAACGGCACCGGUGGAAGAAGAUUAACUUGAAUCUAUUAUUACUCCUUUAAUUUCCCCCUUUUUUAAAAUUAUAUAUGUUGCGGAUGGGGGCCGCUUGAUGGCUUUCAAAUUCAUUAUAAUCUUACGUAUAUGUAUACGGACUCAUAUUGGAUCUAGAUAUCGAGCUAUAUAUAACAAAUAAAAAUUUUAGUUAUAGACAAAUUGUCACUGGUGGCCAUCCAUUAGCCUAGCGAGCCAAGGUUUGUAACUUUG
Molecule: messenger RNA, 845 nt
Organism: Prosopis cineraria
Lineage: Eukaryota; Viridiplantae; Streptophyta; Magnoliopsida; Fabales; Fabaceae
Product: protein HEADING DATE 3A-like
Exons: 4
Coding region: 297-623 (108 amino acids)
Source: RefSeq, a predicted model, not a curated record